UUUUAGACUUCACUAUUGGCUCUGCGUUGGUAACAUCAACAACACUCAGGUAUAAAAGAAGGUGGCAUUUGCUGGUGCGUCAGAGCUGCAGUUGAGACAGUUGUUUCCAGAUCGCUGUGACCACAAGAGCUAACCAUGGACGUGAGAGCAGUGCUUGUGAUGCUGGCUGUCCUGAUGCCCCUGCUGCAGGCUUCAGGCCAGACGGUCAACAUCAACCUCAACAUUGGGGGCAGCACAGGAGGGAGGGGCACAGCAGACAAGAGUCAGGAUGCUGACAAGGUUGCCGAGCUGCUGAAGCAGGGUGCAGAGCUAUUCCCAGACACCAGUCAGCUGGAAACACAGCUACUGGAUAUGACAGAUACUGGGCAGAACAUGCUCAUCACUCUGUUGCUGGAACAGAACAAGGUGAUGCAGGAGCGAGACAAGGAGAUGCAGCAACAGAUGCAGAAGAUGCAGGAACAGAUCAAGGAUCUCACUUUGGAUCACUGCAUCACCAAAAAGACCUGCUGCAACAAGACCCUACCAGCCUGUCCCAGUGGGUAUGAAUGGUUCUGUGAGAAGCCCGACAUGUGCUACAAGUUUUCUACCAAGACAGGCUAUAAAGACUACACCGACGCCAAGUCCGCCUGUCAGGCUGACGGUGGGCUCCUGGCUAUGCCUAAAGACAAGGCAACAAACGACUUCCUGGCCAAACAGGUUAAGGGUAGAUACACACUGUCCGACGCCUGGAUCGGUCUGACAGACCAGGUGACAAAGGGAACCUGGGUGUGGGAGGACGGAGAAAAACUGGGCACUGACUGGAACAACUGGGAUACGGGGGACCCUACCUCUAAUGAUGAUGUUAUCAACUGUGCUGUACUCGGUUCUAACAGCGUGUGGUUUCAUGUUAGCUGCGGUAGUGCUCAGAAUUACAUCUGUGAAGCGAAGGCCACUGCUGCCCCCUAGUUUUCGCUCACUGGUUAUGCACUGGAACUGCAGUGAGUAGAGGGAUUGCGGCUGAUAAAAUUUCUGAUUUUCCUUUGGUAAAUAAACAUAAUGAUUCAGGAUUCUGCCAGGAAUUUGACAUCUAAUGAGAAGUUAAUGAAGAGUUCCUGAGAGGGUAUACAUUUGUAUCUGGAUUAUAAUGCACAUCAUAAAACUAUGUAAUUGAUUAAAAAAAAGAUGUCAUUGAAUAAUAAAGAAGAAGG
Messenger RNA from Branchiostoma belcheri (Belcher's lancelet), 1187 nucleotides. Its product is annotated as tetranectin-like. Lineage: Eukaryota; Metazoa; Chordata; Leptocardii; Amphioxiformes; Branchiostomatidae. The record is from RefSeq and is a predicted model, not a curated record. Bases 136 to 945 code for a protein of 269 amino acids. The transcript is spliced from 4 exons.